AUGGCGGCAGGCGGUGGCAAAGAAUCGCACAAAUGGACUGUGGAGCAGACCAAAGCCCUAAUUAAGUUCAGGGCUGACAAUGAAGAGCAGUUCACAAAAAAGAAGUAUACCACAAAGCAACUCUGGGAGACAGCAGUCAUUGAGAUCGGCCUGACGGGUAAAAUCAAUGGCCAACAAGCAGCAAAAAAGUGGGAAAACUUGAAAAUGAAGUACAAGAGGCUGAAAUUGCCCAAGACAGGAUCAGGCACAGCAGAUGGGGAGCAAACGGCAUCCAACUGGAAGUUCUACGAGGACAUGCAUGCAGUUCUGGGGGGCAGGCCAUCUAUUGACCCACCAGUAUUGGUAGCUUCAUUUACCCAACCUGGUCCGACAGAAUUACUAAUGGCCAUUGUUGAACCUCCCAUGGAGGAGCCGGAUCCAUCUUCCACUACUGCAGACACAGCCCCGCCAACACCGAUGCCAGCCACACGGGCAGGCCCGUCUACUUCUUCCCCACCAGGUCCUAAAGCACCCACCACCCCAUCUCCCAGAAAAAGGGCUAGAAGAGUCAAUAAUGCUGUCCUUGAGUUCUUCAAACAAGAGUCUGUGAAGGAGCAAAAAAGGCACGAGGAAACUGAGUCCAAAACAGAGAGGUUCCUCAGUUUGUUCGAAAAGCUUGUGGAGAAAAUGCCUGAGCAGUGA
Molecule: messenger RNA, 681 nt
Organism: Knipowitschia caucasica
Lineage: Eukaryota; Metazoa; Chordata; Actinopteri; Gobiiformes; Gobiidae
Source: the annotation of a GenBank genome assembly